This is a messenger RNA of Micropterus salmoides (largemouth bass), 2460 nucleotides long. RefSeq names its product WD repeat domain, phosphoinositide interacting 1 (gene wipi1). Gene Ontology annotation, molecular function: phosphatidylinositol-3,5-bisphosphate binding; protein binding; phosphatidylinositol-3-phosphate binding. Gene Ontology annotation, biological process: nucleophagy; protein lipidation; autophagy of mitochondrion. The transcript is spliced from 13 exons. Gene Ontology annotation, cellular component: phagophore assembly site membrane; extrinsic component of membrane; cytosol. NCBI's taxonomy places the organism in Eukaryota, Metazoa, Chordata, Actinopteri, Centrarchiformes, Centrarchidae. The coding region runs from base 268 to 1611 and encodes 447 amino acids. The record is from RefSeq and is a predicted model, not a curated record.
GUCAGCUGUUCUUGUUUUGCUUCUUUACCCCUUGUUUUCUUCCAGGGUUGGAGAUUCCAGCUCUAAAACAAUCACACCGCUACUGAAUUUGAAUUCAUUUCUAGCGGAGAACCCGCCGGCUCUGCCUCCGGAGCUCUUCACACACCGCGCGCCCCACAUUUCUCCCAAAUUGGAGCCGUCUUCCGCCGACAUCGAACGAAGAGGUGCAGCCGAUCCCAGGCCUCCAAUCCAGGGCGGAGGGAGGGAAGGAGGUCGCUGGGAAUCGGGAUGGAGACCGGAGAGCAAUCCGCCGGGCCGGGCGGAUCGAACGGACCGGGGCUCCGGUUUGGCUGCGCCUCUUUCAACCAAGACUCCACGUCACUGGCUUUGGGAACAAAGACCGGCUACAAGCUGUUUUCUCUGACCAUGGUGGAAAAACUGGACUGUAUUCACGAGAGUGCAGAGGCUCCAGAUAUCUACAUCGUGGAGCGUCUGUUCUCCAGCAGUCUGGUAGUCGUGGUGAGCACCUCCAUGCCGCAGCGCAUGAACAUCUACCACUUCAAGAAGGGGACGGAGAUCUGCAACUACAGCUACCCCAACAACAUCCUGGCUGUCAAGCUCAACAGACAGAGGCUCGUGGUGUGUCUUGAAGAGUCCAUUUAUAUCCACAACAUCAAAGACAUGAAGCUGCUCAAGACUCUGCUCAACACUCCAUCCAACCCAACAGGUCUCUGCGCUCUUUCUAUCAGCCAUUCCAACUCCUACCUGGCGUACCCUGGCAGUGCCACUAUUGGGGAGAUCAUAGUGUACGACGCCAACAAUUUGAACACAUUGACAAUGAUCCCGGCUCACGACAGUCCACUGGCAGCUCUCACCUUCAACGCCUCAGCCACCAAACUUGCCAGUGCGUCAGAGAGGGGCACCGUCAUCCGAGUCUUCUCCGUUCCUGAGGGCCUGCGUCUGUUUGAGUUCCGCCGGGGGAUGAAGAGGUACGUCAAUAUAAGCUCGUUAUCCUUCAGCCCUGAUGGCCAGUUUCUCUGUGCAUCCAGCAACACAGAGACCGUGCAUAUCUUUAAACUGGAACAACUGGGACCUAGUGGAGGGGAAGAGGCUGCCACCUGGACAGCCUACGUGGGGAAGAUGUUCUCAGCAGCCAGCAGCUAUUUCCCUGCUCAGGUAUCCGGCAUGAUGAGUCAGGACCGGGCCUUCGCCACCGUUCACCUCCUCACGUCCGGUCAGAGGAACAUCUGCACUCUGGCUAUGAUCCAGAAGCUCCCACGGCUGCUGGUGGCCACAGCUGACGGCCAGCUAUUUAUCUACAAUGUUGAUCCUCUGGAUGGAGGCGAGUGCAUGUUGGCUCACAAACACAGGCUUUUUGGUGUUGAUGAUGACCAGUGUGAAGAAGCAGAGUCAGAAGGGUCAGAGGUCACAGGGCCAGCACAGGCUUGUCCAUCCUACGCUGCAACCGCUGCCUUACCAGCCUCUGGUCCCAUCACUGCAACCCUCACAGGCUACUCUGAAGACGGCGGAGCAAAGAAAGGCGAAGUCAUUCCAGAACACGAGUUCGCUGCCGGACCCGUGUGUCUAGACGACGAGAACGAGUUUCCCCCUGUGAGCAUCCAGAAGCGCUAAGUGUCAGCUAUAGCUAGCUCCCCUACAACAGAUUAAUUGGUGCCGCGACGGGACUGGAGGUGGCCAGGCGAGGCGCUCGUGAGUGGGUAGAAGGACAGAUGGACAAACAGACAGGUGCUGAAAAGUGAGAUGAGCAGCAAAAAAAAAAGUUUUUCAGGGUGCCAAGUUAUUUUUUCAGUCAGAGAGAAAAUAACACUGAUUAACAUUCAAGUUGAAGUGGGAAACAAAACACUGACCAAGAAGUAGAUGUCAUGUAGUCAUUUCAGAGAGAACCAUAAUCUGGUCCUCAUGUUACGUAAUGGUUGUGUUAAAGGUACUCUUCUGAUUUGGUCACAGCACCAGUAGUACCUCUGAAAAUCCUUCCAGCUUACUGUUGAGUUUCGAAACAUCAACUGAACUGAGGGGACAUUUCUGAACUUGUAGAUGCUGUUGGCUACUUAAAAAAAAUCAGGGAGUUUAUCUUUAAGGAGUGUUUUAUGAAAGUAUGACAUGCAUGCUGGAGCAGAAAUAUAACCACAGUUUUCAUUAGCUUUAUUACUUGACAUUAAGUUGCAUUAUUGUAGCAACAUUUUAUUUUUCUCAUUAAUAAUACCUUAGUUUACAUCUAUGAUAAAGAACUGAAUUGUUUUAAUGUUUAUUCUGUAUUGUAUUUUACUGCGUUAACAUGUAUGAAAUGUGUCUGUGUAUGCGUCCUGGAUAUAUUUCAGAAGGUGUGUAUGUACUGUUAUUUGUGCCUAUUAUCAUUUGUAAAACAGCAAAUUAUUCUGCUAAUUGCACAAGACCAAAACAAGUGACAAAAACAAAGAAAUAAACACAUAGUGGAGUAAGAAUGGACCUAUGCAAAGCAAA